CAUUGAUUAUCUCUGGAUCCUCAGUACUGGCGAGAGCGGUGGUAAACAUGGCGUCGGAAGGGAUGAUUUUAACCAACCACGACCACCAAAUACGAGUUGGAAUUCUAACGGUGAGUGACAGCUGCUUCAGGAACCUGGCUGAGGACCGCAGUGGAGUAAACCUCAAAGAUCUGGUCCACGACCCAUCACUGCUUGGAGGCGUCAUAUCUUCCUACAAAAUAGUCCCAGAUGAGAUUGAUGAGAUUAAGGAGACAUUGGUGGACUGGUGUGAUGAGAAGGAGCUGAACCUGAUUCUGACCACCGGAGGAACAGGGUUCGCCCCCCGUGAUGUCACGCCCGAGGUACAUGGGGACCCCAAAGUUUGUGUUUGUGUCCAUGCCACCAAAGAGGUGAUAGAGCGCGAGGCUCCAGGGAUGGCCCUGGCUAUGCUGAUGGGCUCCCUUCAGGUCACACCUCUGGGCAUGCUCUCCAGGCCUGUCUGUGGAAUCAGAGGCAAAACCCUCAUCAUCAACCUACCUGGCAGCAAGAAGGGCUCACAGGAGUGUUUCCAGUUCAUCCUUCCAGCUCUGCCCCACGCCAUUGACCUGCUGAGGGAUGCAGUUGUGAAGGUGAAGGACAUCCAUGAGGCUCUGGAGGACCUGCCCUCACCCCCACCGCCCCUCUCCCCACCCCUCACCCUCAACAGCAUUGCCUGCACCCAGACAGAGGACAAGGGUGUGCAGUGUGAGGAUGAUUAUGAUGAUGAUGAUGAGGAUGAUGAGAAGAUGAAGGACAGAUGCUUGGUGUCCACCGAGGACCACCACGCCCACCACCACCACACCCACUCCCACGGACACAACUCACACAUCACCGCCGCCGCCAUCGCUGCCAAGAUCCCAGACAGCAUAAUCUCUAGGGGUGUGCAGGUUCUUCCCAGAGACACAACUUCUCUGAGCACCACGCCCUCCGAGUCGCCACGUGCCCAGGCCACCUCGCGCCUCUCCACUGCCUCCUGCCCCACACCCAAAGCCCGGCUCCCCUCCUGCUCAUCCACUUAUAGUGUCUCAGAGGUUCAGUCACGGUGUGGCAGCAAAGAGAACAUCCUGAGAGCUAGUCACAGUGCAGUGGACAUCACCAAGGUGGCUCGCCGGCACCGCAUGUCUCCCUUCCCCCUCACCUCCAUGGAUAAGGCCUUCAUCACUGUACUGGAGAUGACCCCUGUGCUCGGCACUGAGAUCAUCAACUACAGAGCUGUUCCACCUGACCCAGAUGCUCUCCAUUCCACCCUGUCUAUCGAUGGGAUGGGUCGAGUCUUAGCUCAGGACGUCUAUGCCAAAGACAACCUGCCUCCGUUCCCUGCAUCAGUCAAAGAUGGUUACGCCGUGCGAGCGGCCGACGGUCCUGGAGAUCGCUUCAUCAUUGGGGAGUCACAGGCAGGACAGCAGCCGACCCACACAGUGAUGCCGGGCCAGGUGAUGAGGGUGACAACGGGGGCUCCUGUCCCCUGUGGGGCGGAUGCUGUAGUGCAGGUGGAGGACACAGAGCUGCUUCGAGAGUCUGACGACGGCACAGAAGAGCUGGAGGUGCGGAUCUUGGUACAGGCACGCCCUGGACAGGACAUCAGGCCUAUAGGUCAUGAUAUAAAGCGUGGGGAAUGUGUCCUGUCCAAGGGUACCCACAUGGGCCCUUCUGAGAUUGGCCUGCUGGCCACCGUAGGAGUCACUGAGGUGGAGGUGCAGAAGUUCCCAGUGGUGGCUGUCAUGUCAACUGGCAACGAGCUGUUGAACCCAGAGGAUGACCUGCACCCAGGGAAGAUCAGGGACAGUAACAGAUCUACACUGCUGGCCACCAUUCAGGAACAUGGCUACCCUACCAUCAACUUGGGCAUUGUCGGAGACAACCCAGACGACCUCCUUAAUGCCCUGAACGAGGGGAUCAGCCGUGCUGACGUCAUCAUCACCUCAGGAGGUGUGUCCAUGGGAGAGAAGGACUAUCUGAAGCAGGUGCUUGACAUUGACCUCCACGCCCAGAUCCAUUUUGGACGCGUCUUUAUGAAGCCAGGACUCCCCACCACGUUCGCCACUGUGGACAUUGACGGGGCACGGAAACUGAUAUUUGCCCUACCAGGUAAUUUCACCUUCAGAGAUACAGGCGCCAUUUUCAUCGACCAUGUCCCCGACAGUGAGGCAAGCAGGGUGCCUGUGCCACCGCGCGGAAGUAACCCAGUGUCUGCGGUCGUCACCUGUAACCUCUUCGUCAUCCCUGCUCUAAGGAAGAUGCAGGGGAUCCUGGACCCUCGGCCCACCAUCAUCAAAGCCAGGCUUUCCUGUGAUGUAAAGUUGGACCCUCGUCCAGAGUACCACCGCUGCAUCCUGACAUGGCACCACCAGGAGCCUCUGCCAUGGGCACAGAGCACAGGAAAUCAGAUGAGUAGUCGACUGAUGAGCAUGAGGAGUGCCAACGGGCUGCUGAUGUUGCCUCCUAAAACAGAGCAAUACGUGGAGCUGCAUAAAGGAGAGGUUGUGGACGUGAUGGUCAUAGGACGACUAUGAUGAUGUCAUCUUACGGGGACAGAUAGAUAGACAGGGAGAGAAAGUGGUGCAUGUCCACAUAUCAUAACUAUUCUGUAAUAUGCAAUGGCACAGCUAGUUUUUGUUGAUUUGGAUAAUAAAGUUCAUCAAGUAUAAUUAACCAACAUCUCGAACACAAAGUAAAUGAAGUACAUACAUUGAUCAUGAAAUUUGAAAAAAAUAAGAGAUUUAUUCUGUAUUAUAUUAUUAUAAUUAUUUAUUAUUAAUAUUAUAUUGUCAUAUUAAGCAACUCUGUUUCUCUUUCAUCCUUGCAAUUGCUUUGUGUGUUCAACCCUAGACCUUAUAGAUAGAUAGCAGUAGCAUUUCAAUAACAAGCUGUAGGUGCUCAAAAAAAAUAAAAAAAAUAAAUGACUAUUUUCUUAUCUCACAAAAAAAUGACAGUAAAUACAUAUCUUCUUGUUGAACAACGGAAACCCUUUUGAGAUAAUGUCAGAAGUCCCUCUUGGGGGACGUCCUGAUUCUCCACCCUUCUCCUGAAGUGUACACUUGCACACUCCCCGUCAUUUUUAAAGGCAUUGGAUUGGUGAAGGUAGGCAUUGACUGGAGGGAGUUUCCACCAUUACUAGAUCCAUGCAGGAAUAGAGUGAAGAAUCAGGCUGUAGCCUUGGUGCUCUGUCUUAUUAGGAGUGUUUUCAGGGUCCUGAGGGUGCCUUUAGCUAUCUUUCCCCUCCCUUUAGUAUUCUUCUUCUCUUCUAUGCCUCAUUAUAUGGGCUUUAUAAUGCCUCAUAAUGGCUUCACACACAGCUUUGCUUGUUGUUUUUCUUGUGAGUCGUGUUUGUGUGCAGUUGCCAAAAGUGGUGGGUAUCUUGGGCCAAAAGUCAUAGGGUCAUCAUGAUGAGACCUGGGCCUGUAUUCAUAAAGUGGCUCGGAGUAGUGAUCUAGGACCAGGUCCCCCUGUCUAUAUAAUCUUAUUCAUUAUGAUAAACUGAUCCUAGAUCAGCACUCCUACUCCUUUAUGAUUACAGGCCUUGAAGGUAGAGAAAGGCAGCGAGUGGCCUGCCAGUGCCCCCUAGGCUGACUGUUUCCCCUAGCUUCCCCCCAGGCCCACUACUGUAGCUUCCCCUCCAGGCCCACAAGCUGCCCCCAGGCACCCUAGCUGCCCCCUAGCUACCCCCCCCCCCAGGCCCACUAACUUCCUUCCAGGCUGAUCGUUCCCCCUAGCCACCCCCAGGCCCACUAACUUCCUUCCAGGCUGAUCGUUCCCCCUAGCUACCCCCCAGGCCCACUAACUUCCUUCCAGGCUGAUCGUUCCCCCUAGCUACCGCCCCAGGCCCACUAACUUCCUUCCAGGCUGAUCGUUCCCCUAGCUACCCCCCCAGGCCCACUAACUUCCUUCCAGGCUGAUCGUUCCCCCUAGCUGCCCCACAGGCCCACUAACUUCUUCAUAGUCUGACCUGGUCCUGUAGUCCCACCCAGAGACGUGUAUUCUUCCACAUAUCUAAAUAUAUGCCUCUGGUCCAACCCUGUCCCCUGACCUUCUACUUUACCAACACGGCCUGUCUCCCUCCCACCCUCACCCCUCCAGGACUGCUCACCUCACACAUACUAGUACAGAUAUGUGAGGGAACUGGAGGAGGGAGGAAACUUAGUCUUUUAUUUGUUUAAUUUCAGAAGGAAGAAACAGCUUAUUUAAAGUGCUGACUGCCUUUUUAACAACUAUUCAAACAAUGUACAGAAAAAUACAUGAAUACAAAAGAGUGAUAUUGUACAGCAAUCCUGACUAAAUUAAUGAAGCAAUGGGGAGAUAUUGAACUCUGUACUAUAAACGUUUUCUGUAAUAUUGAUGAAACUAAUGAAAAAUUAAACAUCCUUGAUCAUUA
Messenger RNA from Oncorhynchus tshawytscha (Chinook salmon), 4390 nucleotides. RefSeq names its product gephyrin a (gene gphna). The coding region runs from base 48 to 2531 and encodes 827 amino acids. Gene Ontology annotation, biological process: establishment of synaptic specificity at neuromuscular junction; glycine receptor clustering; postsynaptic neurotransmitter receptor diffusion trapping. Lineage: Eukaryota; Metazoa; Chordata; Actinopteri; Salmoniformes; Salmonidae. Gene Ontology annotation, molecular function: molybdopterin molybdotransferase activity. The transcript has 25 exons. Gene Ontology annotation, cellular component: postsynaptic specialization; dendrite; cytosol. The record is from RefSeq and is a predicted model, not a curated record.